Beta vulgaris subsp. vulgaris (sugar beet) is the source of this 3602-nucleotide messenger RNA. Its product is annotated as mechanosensitive ion channel protein 10. Gene Ontology annotation, cellular component: plasma membrane. The transcript has 5 exons. Lineage: Eukaryota; Viridiplantae; Streptophyta; Magnoliopsida; Caryophyllales; Amaranthaceae. Gene Ontology annotation, molecular function: mechanosensitive monoatomic ion channel activity. Bases 901 to 3504 code for a protein of 867 amino acids. Gene Ontology annotation, biological process: detection of mechanical stimulus; monoatomic anion transport. The record is from RefSeq and is a predicted model, not a curated record.
UCUAAAAGUGGUCCAAACCUCUCUUUUUGCUCCAAAAUUCUAAUUGCCAAACACCCCAAAGACUUUGACGAAAGUUAUUUGUUGCAUAGAUUUGUAUUUGGAACUCGGAAGGGCACGAAUAAAUGAACGGGAAUCACAAUUAGGACUUUUCUUUAAUCUCUGAAGAAAACCAAGGAUCUAUAAUUGCACGUAGAAAUCUAAUUCUGAAAAACAUCAAUUAUUAGGCUGAACUUAACUUAUCUAUAUUAAGACGAUAAAUAGUUGAGAGCAUAAGAAAAAAAUAGCUCAAAAGAACAUGUAUUAGAGUUGUGAUCGAGUGCGAGUGGAAACAUAUAUCUAGUGAUUCAAAAAUAAUAAAAAUAAAUAUAUGCGACAAGAAAAAUAAAAUAAAAGAACACAUGAUUUAACGCACGCUUUUUAUAAUUCUAGGUGACUAUUAUAUAAAUGUCCACCCACGACGUAUAUCUGUGUGUUAUUUGCAAAAUUGGCCCUUACUGUAAUUUGGGCCACCAAACACAACAAUAUCCAACCAACAAACUAAAAGAAAGCAAAUAUAUGUCUCCCUUGCAAACCACAACAUACCAUGGCAUAGAAGAUCUAGUCACAAGAUGACCGUGAAAUCUUCUGACUUCACUUCUAAAAGAAACUUUUAUUAAACCAAAAGUUCCAUUAGCAAAAAAAAAAAAGAUGUAGCUAUACUGUGAAUCAUUUAUAUAAAGCUGGAAAAAACGGGUGUUAGCUAGAUAUAUAUGUGUGUGGAUAGUAUCAUUAUGAGAUUACAUUUGCUACAUCAUAACAUCAAGUCAUUGUUUAAAACUCAACAAAAUCAUAAUCAACUUAUUACUCUUAAGGAAAAAAAAUACUUGAGGUAGUUGUAUUUAGUCGAAAAAAACACAGGAGAUGGAAGAUGAUUCAAGUUUACUAGAUGAAUCUACUCCUAAUUCUUCCUACUUGCACGAGAUUACGCCCGUUGUUAGUCCAACAAUUGUGGUUCAAGCACAGCAACAACUUGAUAUCUCUGUCGAAAUGUCAACAGUAAGUAACGAAGAUGAUUCAGAAAUACCUCUAUCAUCCUGUAUGAAAUGGUAUCUUUUAAAAGUUCUUGUGAUUUGUGGUCUAUCUUAUGCUAUAGGAUCAUCAAAUCGUUUAAUUCCGAAUGUUUAUAACUUAGUAGCAAUACCAUGGACUAUGACAGUUCUUAUAUUGACUGGAGUUAUAAACAAGCACUAUGAAGAUGUAACUCGCAAUCUACUUGUGUUACUGCUUCCAAUUUGUGUUACAUUUGUUGUUAUUGUGGUAGGAACGCUUGUUUUUCCAAUAGCAGUUAUAUUGUUACCUUGGCUUGUGGUGUCUUUUUCAAUUGCGCGAUUACUCCAAUUCAUUAGGUAUGGUGAUGAGUAUGACAAUGUCACUGCACUUAAGCUGUGUAUCCGCGCUUGGAUAUACCAGCUUUACCUCUUCUCCAUCGCCCCUGCUCUAGCACUUUUGCUUACAGUCGCUUGGUAUGCUCCAAACUUAAGGUUACAAUUUUAUAAAGUGGAAGGAAUGCUGCUAACAGAUUGGCAGCAUAUAUGCAGUGCAAUGAGUGGCAUGUUUAUAUGCAGCAUUCUUUUCUUAAUUGUAGCCUUAUACUUUAUACCACGACUACAAUUGGAUCAUUCAGAGAGUGGCAUCAAUAUUCCAGAAGCAGUACUUGAAAUAGCCGACUGUCUAAAUGUGUUCUUCUGGCUGAAACUUGUUACAGUUAACACAAUCGCGCCUCAUGUCUUAAAACACCACAGGUCCUUGGAACUCGAAACAUGGAAAUGGUUCCAAGUCUCGAUUUUCAUGGUCAUUAUAUACAAUGUCAUUACAUUAUCUACACAUAUCAUCGUCUGGUUGUUACAGAAGUUAGUCUGUCGUUAUAAACUUGUUCCAAAGACUACAACAGAGAAAAAUUCACAGCAAAAUAAUACAGUACUCAAAAUUCUGUUGCGCAGGAGAUAUAUAGUGUAUUGGGGAAAUGGCAUGAAACAUAACAUCACCUUUGUAUUAACCUCAUUGUUCUUUCUACUAGCUUGGGUGUUGGUUUUUAGGCCCCAACUCGAUGAAACACCUAAGGCUAGAAAAAUCUAUGAAUUCGGAACCUGGACUUCUCUCAGUUUUUUAGUUUGCGCGUUUCUCUGGUUGAUAAAAACUUGUGUUAUAUUGUUUCAAGAGGCUAGUUCAAUCUACAUUCGAUUACAAUCAAACAUCUUACAAGGAGGAAAACAGUUGUACUUCCUUGGCAUGAUUAGUCGCCAUAGUUUCGAUAUCUUCAAUCUUAUGUAUCAUGAUGAUAUGCCAAAUAUAGUUGAUGAGAAUGGGAUGACAAAACAUUUUGUUUCAGUACUUCGACAUUUGCUUAAUUUGAGUUUGGCAGUAAAUCUGAACACACAUUACCAUACUAAAUCUGAUGUUGAAGAUGAAUGGGAAAAUGAGAAGAGAUUGUCUAAAGUAAAGAAGGAAAGAGCCAAGGAAUACUUGUUAAUGGUGCAAGAUGAUCCAAAUCCAACAAUUUAUGCUAUACAACAAGUAGCUCUUUACUUUGUGAUAGCUAAAGAUAAAUUGUCGGAGGAGAAAUACUCGUCUAUCAUCCUCCAAAAGCUCCAGAGCUACAAUAAUAGAAGCAGGGGCUUUGAAGAGAUGGUGAAGAAACUAAUAGGACAGGAAAACUGGAAUGAUUUUCAGCAUCAACUUGAUGAAAAUAUGCCUCCUUCAGAAGCAAUAUCAUUUGAAGCACGACUUAAAGCAUGGAUGGAAAUGGCACACAACAAUUGUUUGUUCGUCGCAAAUACAUUAAGUAGUGCCAAAGAAGUUGUGGAUUGUUUGGACAAAAUUAUCAGCUCAUUUCUAAUCUUUGCAACCUUCAUAAUGUGGUUGCUUCUCACCGGGUUGGCUACUACACAAGUACUUGUCCUCAUUACGACACCAUUGUUUGCUGUAACUUUUAUAUUUCAGAACACUUGCAAGACCUUCUUCGACGGGCUCAUGUUUGCUUAUGUGGUGCAUCCUUUUAGUGUUGGAGAUUUAUGCAUCAUUGAUGAGAAAAUGAUGGAGGUUAGAACGGUUGGUGUUUGGAGAACAACCUUUACCAAAGUUAGUACACAAGAGAAGGUGAUAUAUUCAAAUUCGGAGUUAUCUCACAAAAGCAUUAUCAACCAUAAGACUCAAUUUGACUGGAAUGAUGCAGUGGAGCUUAAUGUAGGUUCUUUGGACGCGGAAAAAAUUAAGAAUCUGAAACAAGUAAUUGAAAGAUAUCUUGAUGGUGAUAAAGAUAAAUUCAAACAAGGUUAUAAUUCUGUGGACGUCUUGACAACCGAAUUAGAUAGCAUCAAAUUAACAGUUUAUCUUAAACAUAGAGUGAAGCUUCAAAAUCACUCCUUCUUUGAAUGCCUCAAAGAAAAGCGCAAGCUACGAUCUGAGUUCAUUCUCUACGCAGAGAACCUUGUCGAUCAAUACAAAAAUGGGAUAUCAAGUUUUUAAGGCUUGUAUACAUAAAACUUAGAAGUAUUCUACACUAAUAUUAGUGUAAAUUAAAGCUAUAUAUGAUCUAUAGUGAUCCUUUGUCUUUACAUAUAAUC